GAUACCGAAUUCAAAUAAAUCAAUACCAGCCCCGCUUAGUGUUGUGCCGCGCGCACUGCAGAGUGCACUGGCACGGUGCAGUGGUUUUGUCUUUGAGUCAAAGUAACAGUUGCGAUUGCUGUGUACUGCUGUAUCUACUGCCUACUGAUCAGAUUGAAGUCAGGCUGACUCACGGUGGUGUGCGUUCAACCGUGUUGAUUAGCCAUGUCCAGACCAGAGUGUGGGUCCUGUAGAAGUAGUGGUAAGCAUGGCAAGCUGCUGAAGUGUCUGCACGCAUUGUGUGUCGAGUGUUUGGAAAAGCACAUCAGUAGCAAGGGCUCUGUGGGUUGUCCUGAAUGUGGAACAACCACUCCACCACCACACAGAGGUGUGCCCUUGCUGCAGUACCUGCCGGACAGUGAUGUGUCUAGUGAUGGGCUUGGUGAUGAGGUAGCUGCUGCAAGUGCGGGCCGUAAGAAGUUGUGUGAUGAAUGUGUUGAGGAUACUGCAGCAGUGGCUGUUUGUAUGGACUGUGGUGAUAAUCUCUGCACUGACCACGCCAAAGGACACCCAACCUCACGCAGAUCAUACAAACACAAGGUUGCGGCACUCGGUGAGACUGCGGGAUAUACAGGUGGUAGAACACCAGCCAGCCAUCACAAAUGCUCAUUCCACCCCUCGUUUGUACAGGGUUCGUAUUGCUUGAGUUGUGAGCAGCUAGUGUGCAAGCAAUGUCUAAGCGGUGGUGAUCAUGCUGCUCACAAUGUGCAGACUAUCAUUGAUGCAUCUUCUAGCAUUCGUCAGUCCUUGAAAGCCAAGCUGACUAGCACGUCACAUGGAGGUGGCUGUGUUUUUGAAGAGUCGAUCCAGAAGUCUGAAGCUGCACUGAGUGGACUCCGUGAUGAGACUGAAGGCGUAUCCUCCCGGAUCAAUGACGUUUUUGGUGGCCUGAAGAAAGCCAUUGAAAAACGUCAACAGGAGCUUCUGGAUGAGGUGGAUCGACUGCAGUUGUCACAUCUUCUUCCCCUUGAAGACCAAAAGCAGCAGGUACUUGCUGGUGACUCGUAUCGCAAGAAAGUUCAACACCUGGCAGAGAACUGCAAUGAGGAUGUGAACUUUUUGAAGAUGAGUAGAUGGCUGGAGGAAGCAGCAAAGAAUGCUGUGAGUGCGUCCCAGAGAGAUGUGACGGUGUUUGCACCAGAAACUCUAUUGUUUUCACCAUACCACGUCGAGGAGCUGACUGCAGCCAUUGCCAGAACUGGUUUCGUGAGUGACAAUGGUAUGCUGUCAUCGGAGAAGAGUACCAUGACUACUGCAGCCAGUGUUGAGGAGGGAGACGACCUUACCGUGAUCAUUGAGCCAAAGAAUGGCCACGGUGAUAGUCUGGCUGUGACGGAGGCACAUUUGUCUGGUGUUCACGUUGAAGUAACGUCAGUGGACAACACCACCGACACCAUUCAGCCUGUGCUGAUGCCAGACAGCAGUCGUAAUGAAGGCACUAGCAUGAUUGCAACGUUCAAGACGACCGGAAAGAAGGGUUCAGUGCAGGUAUCAUCCAUGAUCGGAGAUCACCAUGUAUCUGGAAGUCCUGCCACGGUUACCAUCAUGGAACCGGUUCAGUUCGAUCCCAGCCAAUGUCAUGCUGAUCUUGUACUGUCAAACAACAACCAAACGGUUACUCGUGGAGCUGCUCAUAACAUGGAGUGGAGGUCAGUCUGUGGCCUGAGGAAAUGGUGUAGCGGCAGACACGAGAUAUCCAUCCGCCUUGAUCGCAUCAAUGCUGGUAGUGUUGAACACAUGUUUUUCUUGUGUAAUGCUCACCUUCCAAAACUAGACACAUUUCGAAUGGGAAAGACUGCCUUAUUUGGAUGGUACAGCCACAACAUCCAUGGCGGUGACUGGACAGGCAGUGCACUGAGUCAGCCAUGGCAAGCCGGUGACGUAAUCCAUAUGUCAUUGGAUUGUGACAAUCACACGUUAGUUGGUCGUCAUGAGCGCACCGGAGCAACCCAGGCACUGACUAACGUGACAGGUGAACUCUACCUCUACAUCAGCCUGUACCACAGUGGAGACCAAGUUACUAUUAUUUGAAGCUUCAAUCCUCUCGAUUUUCAAGAGCACGGUGAUGUCACUGAUGUGUGUGCAGGCGCGCCGGAACCGGUCCGGUUGGUCAGGUCGUAACCAGAACAACCUUUUGGUCACCAACACAUGUGUACUGCUGAGGAGGUUAUCUGUGCCCGGCAUAUCUUACACGAAGUAAGAAAGGCUACCAUGUAGCCGGACCAAUCAAAAACUGCUUCCGCUGGUCCUACUUAUACAGGGUACCUUGCUAUCCUGUGCCUAGCAUGCCCUGGUUUGAAAACCACAAAGCUCGCGAUCGGUGAAGGCAUGCGUCUCUCUCUCUCUCUUUCUCUCUCUCUCUCUCAGGCUCUCUCUCUCUCUCUCUCUCUCUCUCUCUCUCUCUAUUCUAUUUGACGAUUUGUAGAUGACACGAUCGCCUUGCUUUCCAGUGCCAGUGGUUUGAAAACCAUGAAUCUUCUGAUCAAAGGCAUACGUCAUUUCUCUCUACUUUCAAGUUCUUGCAUCUGCCUGGUUCUGCCGGUACAUAUGGCCUAUGACAGUAUGAGUUAAAGAACUUUCAAAGAAAAAUGUAAUAUCUCUCAAGUUGUUUACUUACACCCCUGAUCCCACUAGUUAAUGUAGUGUCCAUUUGGUGUUUGUCUUUACACAGUGUGUGUUUUAGUUCCUCUUGUCUCACUUCUCACCUUCUCUUUCCCUUCUUAUUAUCUCCCCUUGUGCAUAAAUCCUUCAUUAAAUGUAUCACCUAGUUGUAAUGGUUGCCACCCUUGUGAUGCUACUUAUCCUCAGUUUCAUUGGUUCUGGUUGCUUGGAUUUCAUUUGAAGAGAAUGCCCGAAACCUGGUUCAUGAAUUUCAGAAUCCUUAUUGCUGAUGACGGUGAAGAAUAGCUUGAGAUU
Molecule: messenger RNA, 2955 nt
Organism: Sycon ciliatum
Lineage: Eukaryota; Metazoa; Porifera; Calcarea; Leucosolenida; Sycettidae
Product: E3 ubiquitin-protein ligase TRIM45-like
Exons: 1
Coding region: 205-2070 (621 amino acids)
Molecular function (GO): zinc ion binding
Source: RefSeq, a predicted model, not a curated record